CCCAGAACUACCCCGGUAUAUAGUAUUUCCCAUUUUCCGCUUAGUGGUAAUGCGCGCUCUGAGUACACGGCGGUCCGGACGCUUUUUGGAAACACAUCGCGAUGGAGCACGCUAACAACCAGAACGCGCAGAAUGGUCUGUUUGCCGGCUUCCGUACCGGUUUCAAAUCCUUCGCCACGGACGCCAUCCACGUCGGACAGGAGCCGGAGCAGUGGAAGUCGAUGGCCGUGGUGCCGCCUAUUUCCCUGUCCACAACGUUCAAGCAGUUCUCACCGGGUGACCACGCCGGUUUUGAAUACAGCCGAAGUGGAAAUCCUACCAGGAACUGUCUGGAAAAGGCUGUGGCAGCUCUGGAUGGAGCCAAGUACUGCCUCGCCUUCGCUUCAGGACUGGCAGCCACAGUGACCGUCACUCACCUGCUGAAGUCGGGGGACGGGAUCGUGUGCAUGGAUGACGUGUACGGAGGCACAAACCGCUACUUCCAAAGGAUUGCAGUUGGUCUCGGCUUGGACAUUUCUUUUGCUGACUGCACAAAACCUGAACUCCUUAAAGCCGCUCUGAAGCCCAACACCAAAAUUGUCUGGAUCGAGACACCGACUAACCCCACCAUGAAGGUCGUCGACAUCAAGGCCUGCUCUGAUUUGGUGCACGAGCACAACAAAGAUAUCGUGGUUGUCGUGGACAACACUUUCAUGUCUGCUUAUUUCCAGCGCCCCCUGGCGUUGGGAGCUGAUAUCUGCAUGUAUUCGGCUACGAAAUACAUGAACGGUCACAGUGAUGUGGUGAUGGGGAUGGUCUCAUUGAACAAUGAGGGUCUGUGUGAGCGCCUGAGGUUUCUGCAAAACGCUCUGGGCUGUGUUCCGUCUCCCUUCGACUGUUUCCUGUGCAACCGUGGACUGAAGACGCUACACCUGCGAAUGGAGCAGCACUUCAAAAACGGCAUGGCGGCUGCUAAGUUUCUGGAGGCGGAUCCCAGGGUGGAGCGAGUCAUUUUCCCAGGUCUGCCCUCACACCCCCAGUAUGAAAUCGUGAAGAGACAGUGCACCGGAUGUCCUGGGAUGAUUUCCUUCUACAUUAAAGGGAAGCUUGAAAAUGCUAAAACCUUCCUUAGUAACCUGAAGUUGUUCGCUGUAGCAGAAAGUCUCGGUGGAUAUGAAAGUUUAGCAGAACAUCCAGCAAUCAUGACUCACGCGUCAGUGCCAGAAAAUGAGAGGACUAUUCUGGGGAUCAGCGACACCCUGAUCCGCCUCUCUGUUGGAUUGGAGGAUGAGGCUGACAUCAUUGAAGACCUGGAUCAGGCUCUGAAUGCUGCUCAUCCAAAGAGAUUGAAGUUGAGCGACCUGAAGAACUGAAGAUCAACAUCUGGUCCCUCGGUGGAUUAACAACCACUCACCAACAAACAAUUUAUUUUUGCUGUCCCUCUGCAAGUAAAUAAGAAAAAAACAAUUUUUUUGGUCAAGAAUCAUUUUAUUGAGCAUCAACUGUUUUCAUAUUUAUCAUCAUUAGCUGGUUUUGCUUUUUCUGUCUGUUUCCAUUUUUCUCUGAUGAGAAAAAAAUCCUCUUAAACGGAAAUAUUGUAUUUAAUAAAAAUCCAAGACGCAAAAUGUAAAAGACUUUGCAAACUUAAAAAAAUAUAUCACAAGCAAAAUGUAUAAUUGUGCUAAACUCAUGGGGAGUUAUGCUGCCACCUGCUGGCUAAAACUCCACAGUGCCACUUUAAAACAAAUGUCCUUCCAUUCACAAUGAUUAAAAAAUGUGAUAACUUUUCCUGUGUGAGCACCAUAUUUGUAAAGAACAAAAACUUGCAUAAAAAAAUUGAAUCCUGAGGAUUUGCUCUGCACAUGAUGUCUUAUUUUGAACAGAAUAAUCAGUCAUUUCUGUUUACAAGUUUUAAAUUAACUUUUUCUUUUUAGAUUUCUAAAAAUGUGUAAAGGGACUAAUUUGUGCUGAAAAUCUGAAAAAAGCAGGGCUCUUAAGUUUUUAUUUCCAUCCCUGCCUGAAUGUUAUUUUGGGAAAAUGCAUUAAAAUCUUUGCAAAACAAUUGA
Oryzias melastigma (Indian medaka) is the source of this 2045-nucleotide messenger RNA. Its product is annotated as cystathionine gamma-lyase. The record is from RefSeq and is a predicted model, not a curated record. Gene Ontology annotation, cellular component: cytoplasm. The transcript is spliced from 12 exons. Lineage: Eukaryota; Metazoa; Chordata; Actinopteri; Beloniformes; Adrianichthyidae. The coding region runs from base 102 to 1352 and encodes 416 amino acids. Gene Ontology annotation, molecular function: cystathionine gamma-lyase activity; pyridoxal phosphate binding. Gene Ontology annotation, biological process: transsulfuration.